AUGGCGACUGUUGCCAAAGGCCGACGAUCCCAUCGAAAAACAAGGACCGGCUGUUUGCAAUGCAAACAAAGAAAAGUCAAGUGUGAUGAAAACAAACCUGGCUGUCAAAACUGUACAAGACGCGAUGUCGCGUGUUCGUUCGCUGAAGUUCCACGUCCAAUCUCGUCCAGCCAUGAACAGCCUACCGCCUCACCAGGAAGUGCCACUCCAGUCGCCUUAUCGCUAUCUCCAGCUCAUCAAAGUCUGGACUCACAACCUACCAUUCCAACAAACCUCCAGGGAUUUGACAUCUUCGACAUGCAGCUCUUACAUCAUUUUAUGACGACCACUUGUUACACUUUAUCCCGGGCCCCAGUUGUCCAGGCAGUCUGGCGUGACGAAGUACCUCAAAUUGCAUUCACAAUGCCAGGUGUACUACACGCCAUGCUGGCCGUCUCGGCCCUGCAUCUCGCCUGGUCCGACCCAUCCAAGGCGACUGCCUGUAUUGCCCAGGCACACCGGCACCACAACGUCGCAGUCCAAACCGUGACACCAAACAUACAGUCCCUCGCUUCUGAAAAUAGUGCUGGGUUGUUUGUUUUCUCAUCACUUACGUGCAUUUUUGCAUGCGCCAACGCUCAGUCCACUUUCGUUGGUUUAUUUGAACACGGCCAUCUCGCGGAGUGGGCUCACCUUUUCCGUGGAACUCGGACAGUCGUGGACUACAGUAGUCAAGACUUCCAUUUCGGACCCCUUGGUCCAAUGUUUACCCACGGGACUAAUGCAUCGAUUAAUCGUCGAAGCCCAGAAGCACUACAACAGGGACAGAUGUAUGUUUGGGAGUUGAAACAACUGAUCUCUCGCGAAUGUUUGCACGACGAAAAAUUACAGCUUGUUUAUGACCGGUCUUUGGAAGGACUAGCACGGACACUGGCGGUUGCUAUGAAGCCUGGUGAGGGGCCAAGGCUUCAAACUGGUGAGGUUUUUGCCUGGUUGUUUGAAGCAUCAAAUGACUACCUAGACCUUCUGGGACAGGAGAAACCAAUCGCAAUCAUCAUCUUUGGAUACUUUUGUGUGGCAUUGUGUCAAAUUGAAUGGAUGUGGUGGAUUGAAGGACUUAGCACUCGGCUUAUGACACAAUUGCAUAAUGUGUUAAAUGACGAAUGGCAAAACUGGCUGAAGUGGCCGAAAGAGCAAAUUGGUUGGACUUUACCCAACGCCAAAUGA
Messenger RNA from Penicillium verhagenii, 1206 nucleotides. RefSeq names its product Zn(II)2Cys6 transcription factor domain-containing protein. Gene Ontology annotation, molecular function: zinc ion binding; DNA-binding transcription activator activity, RNA polymerase II-specific. Gene Ontology annotation, biological process: regulation of transcription by RNA polymerase II. The transcript has 2 exons. The record is from RefSeq and is a predicted model, not a curated record. NCBI's taxonomy places the organism in Eukaryota, Fungi, Ascomycota, Eurotiomycetes, Eurotiales, Aspergillaceae. The coding region runs from base 1 to 1206 and encodes 401 amino acids.